AGAUCUGGUAGUGUUGCGCCCUCACAAGUCAUGAUGGAAGAAGAGAUUGACCUUGAAGCACUACGGGAACGAGAAACGUCCUUGAGGAAACUAGAGUCGGAUAUUCUUGACGUUAAUCAGAUUUUCAAAGAUUUAGCGACAAUGGUUCAUGAACAAGGUGAUAUGGUCGAUAGCAUAGAAGCCAACGUAGACAGCGCGCAGAUACAUGUAGAAGAAGGAACUCAACAACUGCAAAAAGCAAGGGAUUACCAGAAAAAAGCCAGAAAGAAAAUGAUAAUAUUUGUGAUCAUCCUGAUAAUAGUUAUAGCCGUUAUCGGUUUGAUUAUUUACUUCAGCGUGCGGUAAUCCAGUAAAGGCAGCCAUAUUCCCAUCAUGCACUUCAUGGAGGUAUAUCAUCAACUUGAAUUCCUGGAGUAGGAAAAAAAAGGGUACGAAACGUGUUUGAAGGUGUACAUUUGUAAAUAAUAAAUUCAAUAUUGACAUGUAGUGAAGCAUAGUACAGUGUUUAAUAAUAGUUGGGUGGUAUUAUUUUUCAACUUCUGCAUUUAUUUCCUCUUAUUGGUAGAAUUUUUCCUCAAAAUUACGUUAUCUCAUUUAAAUAUUUUAUUUUAUAAUUUUGGCAUCAGUUAUAUUUUAUUGGAUUGAAGAUAUUUCAAAAAUUAC
Saccoglossus kowalevskii is the source of this 663-nucleotide messenger RNA. RefSeq names its product syntaxin-12-like. Gene Ontology annotation, molecular function: SNAP receptor activity; SNARE binding. The record is from RefSeq and is a predicted model, not a curated record. Gene Ontology annotation, cellular component: endomembrane system; synaptic vesicle; membrane. Lineage: Eukaryota; Metazoa; Hemichordata; Enteropneusta; Harrimaniidae. Gene Ontology annotation, biological process: intracellular protein transport; vesicle fusion; vesicle-mediated transport.